AUGCGACAGAGCGCCGCAGUGUCCGCGCUCUACGGCGCUGUCUGGAACACCCCCACCGACGCCUACUUGACGCUGGGCCUGGCACACUGUUUCGAGAAGACAGACGACGGCAAGCUGGUGGAUCGGUACAUCAUUGAACCCCUGUCGGCAAAUUCCCUGGAGUGCAUGGCAAACGGCGGCAAGACCUGCUACAAGCACGUAUUCAGCACAACCCUGGAGCAGGCCCAGUCCCGGGACAAGGCAGCCCUGCCCGCCGAGUUCGCCGAGGCCCGCUUCUGCGAGGAGUACGAGACGCGCUGCGACUCCGCGGCCCGCACCUGGCUGCGCCCCCACGCACUGGACAACCUGCUGGGCAUUGUGCCUCUGGGCCAGGUGAAGAGCAACUUCCAGUACAGCGUGGUGGACAAGCGGGUGCUGAACUUUGAGAAUGUGGUGGAUGACGAUGACAACAUCAAGCAGGACCUGAGCAUCGACGUGUACGGGCGCAAGGCCGCGGACGAGGCGGCCGCCGCGCUGGCUGCGGACGGGGCGAGUCCCGUUGCGGGGGGCGCCGCGGAGGUGGCCGAGGAGGAGGAGGAUGACAUCGACGCCUUGCUGGCAUAA
Auxenochlorella protothecoides is the source of this 603-nucleotide messenger RNA. RefSeq lists its product as hypothetical. The record is from RefSeq and is a predicted model, not a curated record. The transcript has 3 exons. Bases 1 to 603 code for a protein of 200 amino acids. Lineage: Eukaryota; Viridiplantae; Chlorophyta; Trebouxiophyceae; Chlorellales; Chlorellaceae.